AGCGGGUCGAGAAGUGGCGUGCUAGGGCCUCCAAAGAUGUUUUUGAACCAGUGGAGACUCCUAGACCCUAAUCUUGACAUUUGUUGUUUUUCGCCCUUGAGUCUUUCAAGCGGAGAGUUAUUUUCUAUUUUUAGAGACAUGCGUUAUGAAAUAAUUUUAGUCAUGAUUUUUUGCAGUUGGAACAAUUUUUUUUGAGAAGAUAAGUGCGUAGGGGUGAUUAUUGCUGUAUUUAAUUAUUGAAUUUAAGUAAAUGUUCGGGAUUUGCUGAUUAAUUAAUUAAUUUAUUAAUUUUUCUUGAUUGUUGGGGGGAUCUUGGGAGAGUGGGAGAUUAUCAUUUUCCUAACCUCCAGUUUGUGCACGUGAAACAUGUGGUGGAACAGUGGUGGCUGAGGACAAUAAACUGUGUCAAUUGCUGGGAUUUUAUUCAGUGACAGAGUCCAGACGAUAUGGUGAUGAGAGGAGGAUGGAUUCUGCUUAAUAAUGGAUGCAUUAUAAAAAGAUUUAACUAUGGAAUCAAUAGUUGUACUAGGUGGUACGCGUCACUGCCAAAACUCACACCUGAGGAGGUGACGAGAAUCCUGAGGACGAAUGAAUUUACGCAGGAGUUGGUGGGAUCUAAUUCGAUUAAGUAUUAUGAUUCUAAUCAAUUGGCAUCGAAUAAUCCUCUGGAGGAUGCGAGGGCAGAGGGUCGAUGUCGUCUGACGAAUGGAUUACUAUUCGGAAUUUUUGACGGACACGGGGGCAACUCCUGCGCCCAAGUCGUAUCGAAAAGAUUACUUCACUAUAUUGCCGUUUGUUUACUACCCCGAGAGGUCCUCAAUGAGACUCUCAAACAGUCCAAAACCCCCGAGCAGCUACGAGAGCACUUGCUGGAGUGCUUUUACGACAAAACCGACUUCGUACCUGAGAUUAGUAAACUCUACGGGGAGAGUUUCCUCUCCUUCCUCAGGGAGGUAUCCCAGAAGUAUGGCGACUCGGGAGGAGCGGAGUUUCAGAUGGAGAGUGCAUUAGAGACGGCUUUUCUCAGUUUAGAUAGCGAUAUUUCUAAUGAGGCUCUGAGGAAAGUCAAGAGGCAAAUCGAUGCGAGGACUCUCUCGGUUGCUAUGUCAGGAGCUGUGGCAGUUGUUGCUCAUAUUGAUGGCCCUCACCUUCAUGUGGCUGGGGUCGGAGAUUGUCAAGCAGUUCUGGGAGUCUAUUCAGAGGAGGAAGGCUGGUCUGCGAAACUGCUGACCGUAGAACACAACACAGAUAACCGCGAAGAAGUCGAGAGAAUCCUCUCCGAGCACCCAGAGAGCGAGAGUCGAACAGUGAUAAAAAUGGAGCGUCUCCUAGGUCAAUUAGCCCCCCUCCGCGCCCUCGGUGAUUUUCGAUACAAGUGGAGCAAGGAACUAAUGAAGAAAAUAGUAGUGCCAUAUUACGGGGAGGGAGCAGUCCCCCCGAAUUACCACACACCCCCUUACCUAACAGCAAAGCCCCAGGUGACGUAUCACAGACUGACACCAAAGGACAAAUUCCUGAUAAUAGCGACUGAUGGUCUGUGGGAUCUACUCUCACCUCUCGAGGCAGUUCAACUUGUGGGUGAACACAUGAGUGGAAAAGUUACUCUUAAUUCAUUGCAACUAACAUCCGAUAUGAAACUGUCUGAGAUCAACGAGAUGCUGUUGAAGAGGAAAGAGGGGCUCAAGAAAAAACCUCUGGAUGAAAAUGCUGCCACGCACCUUCUCAGAAAUGCCCUCGGGGGCACAGAGUAUGGGAUGGAUCACGCCAAGGUCUCCCAAUUUUUAACUUUACCCAGUGAAGUCGUUCGUAUUUUUAGGGACGAUAUUUCCAUUACUGUUGGAUAUACUGAUACAGAAUUUUUGAGGAAUUGUUCGUUGUAGAAAAAAUGGGGGGAUAUUUCAAUUGCAAAGUGAUGAAAUGACACGAGUUCAAUAACUUUUUUUUCAUAUAUUUUAGAUUUCCAGAUAUUUUAACGAAACUGAAUUUGAAAAAUAUUUACCAAAAACCUUAGUUCAUGUGAAAUUGACUUCUUUUGUUUCAUCACUUGACUCCAAUAUUUUUCAGCUCACUCAUCGCAAAUUACCAGAAAUGAGAAUGUCUGAUCGGUUGAUUAACAAAAGUCUUUCAAACAUGUUUGAUUUCUGUACAUAUUUAUUACUGUAAGCUUCAUUGAACAUGUGAUGUAUUGACAUGCCACUUUUAUUCGGGAUAUCAUAAAAAUUUACAUUGGAGAAUAGUGGUGAAUUUAUUCUAGUGUGUCACAGAUAAAUAUACAUAUAUAAUGCAAUUUUAUUUUUCGUUUAAUUAAUUAUAAAGUAGAAUUGUUAUACAUGUAUAAUAGAUUUGUUUUUCCACUCGUGGAACUUGUUUUGCUCUCGGGGCAAAAUAAAUAUGCACGAAAUUGAAA
Diachasma alloeum is the source of this 2407-nucleotide messenger RNA. RefSeq names its product pyruvate dehydrogenase [acetyl-transferring]-phosphatase 1, mitochondrial (gene Pdp). The transcript has 4 exons. Bases 447 to 1880 code for a protein of 477 amino acids. Lineage: Eukaryota; Metazoa; Arthropoda; Insecta; Hymenoptera; Braconidae. Gene Ontology annotation, molecular function: protein serine/threonine phosphatase activity; cation binding. Gene Ontology annotation, biological process: protein dephosphorylation. The record is from RefSeq and is a predicted model, not a curated record.